This is a messenger RNA of Humulus lupulus (European hop), 798 nucleotides long. RefSeq lists its product as uncharacterized. The transcript has 2 exons. The coding region runs from base 1 to 798 and encodes 265 amino acids. The record is from RefSeq and is a predicted model, not a curated record. NCBI's taxonomy places the organism in Eukaryota, Viridiplantae, Streptophyta, Magnoliopsida, Rosales, Cannabaceae.
AUGACCAAUAAUUCUGUGAAGAUAAGAGCAGUUUGUAAAGGGAAGGGUUGUGGCUGGACAUUGUAUGCUAGGGUCCAGACAAAAGACUACACAACAUUCAGAGCCAAUACACUGAUGGAUGUGCAUAGUUGUGGCAUUGUAUCUGACAACAAGAAAGUGACUGCUACUUGGUUGGCCAAGCAUUUCAUCGAAGACUUUAGAAUGAACCCAAAUAUGACUUACAACAACUUCAACACCUUGACUGCAAAAACAAAGUUCUCAGACACAUCCUCCUAUGCAUUCUACAACACCACGAACAAGGCCAAAGAAAUAAUGGAAGGUUAUAUGAAGGAGCAGUAUAGAGUUUUGGAUGAUUAUUGCAAACAACUCCUACACCACAAUCCAGGGAGCACAACCAUUAUCAAAAGGUACUGCAAAGGUAUGUUGCUGGUUGCUGUGGGUAUUGAUGAAAAUAAUGGCAUGUUUCCAAUUGCAUAUGCUAUUUGCGAGAAGGAAAAUACAGACACAUGGAAUUGGUUUUUAAAAUUGUUGAAGGAGGAUUUGGAGGUUAUUGACACUAGGAGAUAUACAUUGAUUAGUGAUAGACAAAAAGGGUUAGAAAAUGCUUUAGGUUCCCUGUUUGAUGGUGCUGAGAUAAGAUUUUGUGUGAGACAUUUACAUGCCAACUUUAAAAAGAAGUUUCCAGGUCUUCUUCUAAAACAAAAGUUGUGGGCUUGUGCACAAGCCACAACACCAGAAUAUUUCAAGAGGAGGAUGGCUGAAAUGAAGGAGGUGAAUGAGAAGGCAUAUGUUGGUUAA